AUGACUGGCACAUGCAUUCAUCAGACGUGGAAGAAGCAACUGAGGGUGAAUACGCGGCAACAAACGGAUCGAGAUCCAGAGAAGAAGAAGAGAAGCGUUGGGACUAUAGAACAAAUGUCUAAGGUUGUGAAGCAAGAAGGAUGGGAUCGGCUGUAUGGAGGUUUAACUCCGUCCCUGGUCGGCACUGCUGCGUCUCAGGGUGUUUACUAUUAUUUCUAUCAAAUAUUCAGGAACAAGGCCGAAGCUGCUGCCCUUGAACGUAAGAAGAAAGGCUUUGGUGAUGGAUCAGUUGGAAUGUUCUCAUCACUCGUGGUGGCUGCUCUAUCUGGGUGUGUGAAUGUGCUGCUGACUAAUCCUAUCUGGGUAGUUGUGACUCGCAUGCAGACUCAUACAAAAAAGAGUUUACUGAAUCGAGGUGAAUCAUUAACUUUGGAGACUGAAUCGUUAUCUUCCAAAGAAGUAAUUCUUGCUGCUGCGGAACUUCCUCCUUAUGGAACUAGCCAUGCGAUUCAUGAAAUUUACGGUGAAGCUGGAGUCUGGGGAUUUUGGAAAGGUGUUUUCCCGACAUUGAUCAUGGUGAGCAACCCUUCAAUACAAUUUAUGUUGUAUGAGACUCUCUUGAAGAAGCUGAAGAGACAACGUGCUUCAAGUGGAAAGGCUAACAACGACGUUACUGCUUUGGAGAUAUUUUUGCUUGGAGCUUUGGCAAAACUGGGAGCUACAGUUGUAACAUAUCCUCUCCUUGUGGUGAAGUCGAGACUUCAAGCAAAACAGGUUACUGAUGGAGACAGAAGGCGUCAGUACAAAGGCACCUUAGAUGCUAUACUGAAGAUGAUAAGGCAUGAAGGAUUUUAUGGUUUUUACAAGGGGAUGGGGACAAAGAUUGUACAAAGUGUUCUCGCGGCUGCUGUCCUUUUCAUGGUUAAGGAAGAACUUGUCCGUGGGACUCGGUGGUUGUUAACAAGGGGAGCCAUUAACGUCAAAUCAAAGCCUAUAUAACAUCACUUUUUGGAUUCUCAAAGCAGGUAUAAUACCUUGCAAUAAACAGAAAUGCUAUUCAAAAUUAAAGAAUAAUAGAAUGUUCAGUGGUUGUAUUGUAUACUAAAUCAUCAUGCCCUUGUUAUUGAAUGGACGUUUCCCUUUGUUGUUGUUAACAGAUCAUCAAACAUUUGGUACAAUUAUUCAA
Molecule: messenger RNA, 1186 nt
Organism: Olea europaea var. sylvestris
Lineage: Eukaryota; Viridiplantae; Streptophyta; Magnoliopsida; Lamiales; Oleaceae
Product: peroxisomal nicotinamide adenine dinucleotide carrier
Exons: 11
Coding region: 1-999 (332 amino acids)
Biological process (GO): transmembrane transport; nucleotide transport
Source: RefSeq, a predicted model, not a curated record